AUGACACUUGCACACGUACGGAAUUCGGCGAAGAUCCGCGAGAAGGUAGAGAGGAAUGGGAAGGAGGAGGAGAAUGAGGAGAAGGCGAAGAGGAAGGGGAGUAAGGACGGUGGUGAUGGCGAGAAGGAGGAGGAAGACGAGAAGGAGGAGGAAGAGGAGAAGGAGGAGGAAGAGGAGAAGGAGGAGGAAGAGGAGAAGGAGGAGGAAGAGGAGAAGGAGGAGGAAGAGGAGAAGGAGGAGGAAGAGGAGAAGGAGGAGGAGAAAGAUGAAGCUUGCAAGGAGGAGAGAGAGGUGGCGGGUGAGGAAGAAGGUAAGGAGGUUAAAGUGGGGAGUGGCAGGGAUGUGAAAGAGGGGGGUGUAAGAGAGGAUGAGGUGGAGGAAGAGGAGGAGGAGGAAGAAGAGGAAGUAGGUGAAAACAAGUCGGGAACAGAGGAGGGGUGGAUGGCUUGGAAAGGAGAUCCUCGUAGGAUCGAUCUGCGAGAGAAUGACGAGGAUAGAACGAGCGAGCAUGAGGUGGCCGGAUCUGGCUCGUCUCAGGGGUCCGAUUCUACAUCCGGCGAGGCUGUUGCAUCAGGCGGGGGAUCGCGUGGUGCUAUGGUGGUCUCUGGUAGCUCUAGCAGCAGGCGAGGCGCAGGCGACAGAGGGGUUUCAUCGCAACAGGACGAAGGAUCCAAGGGAUCGGGUCCUGGUUACCUUGAACCCUCAGAUCCGCGAUUCGCGGAAGUGAAAUCGGAAUGCGAAAAGGCAGUGAAGGCGCUUCGCCGUGGCAACGCUCCGAAAGCGGUGAAGCUUAUAAAGGAAGCCACGGGGAAAUUCACGUCCGUUCCGCUGUGCCACCGCGUGAACGGACACAUCCACCUGAAACUCGCGAACAUGAUCGAGGAUGCUUCCACGAAGCAGCGCCAUCUACGCACCGCGUUAGAAUCCGCCCUUAAAGCCACGGAACUCUCUCCGAACUCCGUCGAGUACGCCCACUUCUACGCGCAGCUUCUCUUCGAAGCGGCCGACGGGCGUGACUAUAGCGAGGUUCUGCGCGAGUGCGAGCGCGGCCUGGGAAUCGAAUCGCCGGUAGAUCCGGCGAAGGAGAGCCUGCAGGAGGAGAGUCAGCAGGAGCUGGCGACGCCGGCGGAGCGCGUAACGCACGUGCAGAACGAGCUGCGCGGGUUGCAGCAGAAGGCCAACAUCGCGUCGUUCUCGACCAUCUGGCGCAGCUUCGGCAACGGCGCGGACGAGCGGUUCAAGUUCCUGCAGGUGAAGAAGAUCUCAGACGAUCCGAUUGAGCCUCGAUUGUAUUUCUCCGUUCCUCUUUCCCCCAUUCCUCAGACGUUCUUCGUCCCUCCACCCUCCUAUCCCCCCGUCCUCGCUCAAAAGCAGGUGAAGAAGAUCUCAGACGACCCCAUCGAGCCCCACUUGUAUUAUCCCGCUCUUAUUUCUUCCAUCUCCCAUUCCCCCUCCCCCUCUCCCCCUUUGUUCCUCCAAAAGCAGGUGAAGAAGAUCUCAGACGAUCCAAUCGAGCCCCACUUGUAUUAUCCCGCUCUUAUUUCUUCCAUCUCCCAUUCCCCCUCCCCCUCUCCCCCUUUGUUCCUCCAAAAGCAGGUGAAGAAGAUCUCAGACGACCCCAUCGAGCCCCACUUGUAUUAUCCCGCUCUUAUUUCUUCCAUCUCCCAUUCCCCCUCCCCCUCUCCCCCUUCGUUCCUCCAAAAGCAGGUGAAGAAGAUCUCAGACGACCCCAUCGAGCCGCGCUCGUCUCUACCGCCGCGGCGCAUCCACGAGGUGAAGCGCGUGGUGCGCACGCUGGAGGAGCGCCGCCAGGAGAUCGAGGUGCGCGUCACGGCCGCUCGCCUGCUGCAGCAGCAGCAGCAGCAGCAGCUGCAGCUGCAGGGGCAGGGGCAGGGCCAGGGGCAGAGCGCAGCAGCAGACGGAGGCGGGGCUGGAGCUUCCGCGUCCGCCUCGGAUGCUGCGCCUGGUUCCGCGUCCGCCCGCGGGGAGCGGAAGGGGGACGCGGAGGAGGACGGCGCAGGGGGGAAGGAUGGGGCGGGGGGGAAGAGGCGCGGGGGGCUGGACGGGGCGAAGCGGCGGAGGGAGGUGCUGGCGGGGAGGCGCGGGGCGAGGGCGCAAUCGGCUAUAGAGGAGAAGGUGGAGAAGGUUAGACCGUUUUGGAAGACGCUGGGGCAGGAGGAGAAGGAUAAGAUUCUGGAUAUCCCCAUUGCUGACGUGUGCGAUGGCCUUGCCAAGUCAGCACGCGGCGGGAAGGGGGCGGGGGUGGGGAGCGCUGGCGGAGGGGGAGGCACAGGAUUGGGAGGUGGAGGGGGAGGAGAAGGGGGAGGCGGAGGCGGAGGCGGAGGCGGAAGAGGGGGAGGGCAUGCAUCUGCUAUCAGCAGCGGUGGUGGUAGCGUUGGGUUGGGGGGGGAAUCUGCAGCGUCAGCGGCGGCAGCAGCAGCAGCAGCAGAGGAGCUUAUGUCUGAAGCGCUCAGUUUCGCCAAGGAGCGGAAACACUGGCAGUUCUGGGCGUGCUGCCUGUGCGACGAGCGGUUUAUAGACGCGGAGUCGUUUCAGGCGCACAUGCAGGAGGAGCACAUAGGGAAGCUGAGCGCGGAGCAGGAGAGGAUGAUUCCCGAGGAGGAGGCGCUUUCCUGGGAGGAGAUUUUUACUAGGUUGGAUGUUACGCCUGUGGAUGGUAUUGAGGCGGUGAGGAGGCUUGUAGAGGGGAUGAGUGGGGCGGGUGGUGGGGUGGGUGGGGAGGGGGGUGGGAAGGGUGUGGAGGAGAGAGAGGGGAAGAGGAAGGGGGGUGAGGAGGGUGGUGAUGGUGAGAAGGAGGAAGAGGAGAAGAAGGAGGGGAAGGAGGAGGAGGAGAAGGAGGAGAAGGAUGAAGCGUGUGCGAUGGAGCUGGAUGGAGAGGCGACAGAGGAGGGAGAAGCGGAGGGAGCAAAGGAGGGAGCAGAGAAGGGAGCGGAGGAGGGGGCCAAGAAUGGAACGGAGGAGGGAACUGAGAAGGGAGAAGGGGAGGGAGCAGAGGAGGGAGAUGUGGAUAUUGAGAAGGGAGUGGCCGCUGCUCUAGGCGAGACCAAAGGUGGCAGUGAGGAGGGGAAGAAGGGGGGUACUUCGGGGGACUCGGGAUCCGGAAAGGAUUCAGGCGAGGAGGAGAGAGAGGUGGAGGGUGAGGACGAAGGUAAGGAGGUUAAAGUGAAUUGUGACAGGGAUGGUAAAGAGGGGAGUGCAGGAGAGGAUGAGGAAGAGGAUGAGGAGGAGGAGGAGGAAGAUGAGGAGGAGGAAGAAGAGGAGGCAGGUGAAAGCAAGCUGGGAACAGAGGAAGCUGGAGCAGGGGAGAAGGGCUGUGUCACUGAAAAGGAAGCAGCAGCAGCGGCAGCAGCGGCGACGGCUGCGGCAGAGGCGGCGGCAGCAGCAGCGGCAGCAGCAGCAGCAGAGGGUUGCAGGCAUUGUGGGGAGUCGCUGCAGUGCCGGCGGCAUGCGAGAGCGCUGCCAGUAGUGCAGGACAGGGAGAGGCAGCGGGAGCUGAUGCGGCUUAAGCAUAUAGUGGAGCGCAUGCUUAAAGCGGGGAUACUGACCCGCGACCACAUGGCGCGUAUGGUGCAGUAUACCAUGGUUCAGGUGCAAGCCAUGGCGGAGAGAGCUUUUGAGGCGCCUGCCGUGCCUCAGAAGUCGUUGCAGGUGCAAGGCAUGGCAGAGAGAGUGCAGAAGGGUUUGGAUGAGAGCGGGGGGAGUAGUGCAGGUAAAAUGGAAGAGAAGGGUGGGGAGAAGGGAGAGAAGGGUGGAGAGGAGAAGGAUGAAGAUUCACUCAAGUGGCCGGAUAAGGACGGGCUCGCUAAGGAGCAAAUGGAGGAGGGAGCAUGUAAGGAACGUUCCUUAGGCACGACUUGUGAGGAAGAGGGGACUUACGAGGCGUCUCGUAAGGGGUCCCUUGCUCGCCCCCCAGUCACUUUUGAGUCGACUCAAAAGUCAGCUCUUGCACGCCCCCCAGUCACCUUCACCCCGUCGCCAGUCUUUGUGCGUUUCCUGCCGGCUCGCGACAUACAGGAGCUGCAGGCGUACCUGCUAGAAGCGGAACAGGGGGCGUACUAUAACGAGAACAAGGAGGCUGUGCUGCCGGACAGGCUCCUGCUAGAUGAGGAGUUCACGAGAAUCAUAUUAGAUGAGCGUGUGUUGAAGGAUGUGGCUGAAGAGCCGAAGCUGCCUUUUAGGGAUGCUGUGGGGGGGAGGGUGGAGGCAGGAGGGGGAGAGAAGGGCAAGGAGGAGGCGGGAGAGGGAGAAGGAGGGAGGGUGGAUGCGGGAGAGGGAGGAGGGAAGGGGGGUGGGGUAGAAACUGGUGAGGGAGACAGGAAAGGGAAGGCUGGUGGAGUGAAGGAGACGGAGGGUAGGGAGGGAGGAGGAGUGAGGAAGGAAGGGGCGGGAAUCGAAGUGAGGGAAGGUGUGGGAGCAGCAGGGGUUGAUGGAAGCGCUGGUGGGGAUGCUGACGUUGGUGGUGGGGCUAGGCAGGUGGGAGAGCAGGAGGGGAAGGAGGCCGGGAAGGAGGUGAAGGGAGAGGGGCAGAAGGAAGAAGGGGGACAGAAGGAGACGAAGGGAGAGGGAAAGCAGAAGACCGGGAAGGGAGAGGCGGGUGAGGAGGUGAAAGCAGCAUCGAAAGGUGAGGAGAAGGAGGAGAAGGAGGAAGGGGGGGAGGAGGAGGAGGAGUUGACGGUUGCAGUGCCUGAGGACCCCAGCAUGAAGUGGCCUCUGCCCCUCAUGCGCGUGCGGAGAGGCGAUGGGGCAGUGGGAGGAGCAGGGGGAGGAGCAGGGGGAGGAGCAGGGGGAUCGGUGGGUGUGGGAGCACAAACAGCAGCAGGAGGGGACGGAGGGGGGAAACCCACUGCCGGAACCCCUGCUUCUGGUGCCGGUGCUGGCGCUGGUGGUGGUAGUGGGGGUGCUUCUACUGCUGCUGCUGCUGCUGCUGGUGCUGGUGCUGAUGGUGUGACUGGUGGUGCUGCUGACGCGCCCAGGCAUGACGAUUUGCAGCUUGCGUGGAUCUUCGGGCGGAUGGAUUACGAGAUGGCAGCGCCAGCGUGGCGGUGUGCUUAUAAAGAGGGCCUGGAGAAGGCGAGGGAGGUGAUGGAGGGGCUAGACACGGAGUACAACUCGUUAAAGUCACAAUGCGAUAGAAGGAUAGAGCUGGGGAUCGCGGAGCGAAAGCUGAGGAAGAUGGAGAGGUUGUUUGAGAAGGAGAGGCGGCGGAGGGAGAGGGACCCGGGGUAUGUGAAACGGUUUGCGAGUGUGCUUAAAAGGAGGAUGGCGGAGCUUGCAGAGGCGGAAGAGGAGGCAUUGAGGGGGAUUGCGGAUGAGGAGGCUAGGGCAGCGGAGGAAGGGCGGGGGAAGGGCGGAAGGGGAAGUGGGGGGGCGGAGAAGAGAGGAGAGGGGGGUAAGGAGGGGGGUGAGGAGGGGGAUAAGGAGGAGGAGGUGGAGAAGAGAGGAGAGGAGGAGGAUUCGGAUGAGGGGACGGCUUUGCUGGGUGAUGGGGAGAGGAAGAGAGGGGGCGAGAGGAGGGAUGCUGAAGUGGGGGCGAAAGGAGAGGCGGAUGGGGUGGAAGAAGGUGGUGAGGGGAGUGAGGGGGGUGAGGGGGGGAGGGUAGGCGCAGGGAGUGAGGCGAGAGAGGGCUCGAAGGAAGGGGAGGGUAAGGAUGAAAAAGGGGAAGAUGGGGUAAAAGGGAAGGAUGUGCCAGGCGAAGAGGUGGGAGGGAAAGAGAAGGAAGGGGAAGGGGAGGCGAAGGAGAAGGAGGGUAAGGAGGAGGAAAAGGAGGAGGGAAAGGAGGACGAGGAAGAGGGGAAGGAGAAGGGGAAGGAGAAGGGAAAGGAGGAGGGGAAGGAGAAGGGGAAGGAGGAGGGAAAGGAGGAGGGGGAGAAGAAGCAGGCAAAGCGGAAGGUGUGGACGGAGAGGAGGCUGCGGGCGAAUAAGAUCGAGACAAGUGUCAUCCGCAGCGUGCUGAGUGAUUACCAGACGGCGCUGUUCAGUGAGGUGAGUAAGAGCCGCUCGUGCUGUGUGUGUGGCGACCCGCUCUCCCUCACGCCCUCCCACCUGGGCGGCACAUACUCUCUUCCCCUCCGGCACCAAACAACCCCCCCAAUCAUUCUUCCCCUCCCCCGCCCCCUCCCCCUUCCGCUUCCCCUUCUCUCCCCAUUCCCCCUCAGCCUCGCAUGCCGUGUGGCGAUCUGCUCUCCCUCGCGCCCUCCCAUCUGGCCGGCACGUUCUCUUCCCCCUCCGGCACCAACCAACCCCCCCAAUCAUUCUUCCCCUCCCCCGCCCCCUCCCUCUUCCGCUCCCCCUUCUCUCCCCAUUCCCCCGCAGCCUCGCAUGCCGUGCGGCGAUCUGCUCUCCCUCACGCCCUCCCACCUGGGCGGCACCGAUUCGGAUGAGGACGAGCACGACAGCUGGCGCGGGCCGGAGUUUGCCGCCCAGCUGGACCUGCGCAUGGAGGGCGCGAUUCGGAGCCACAGGAGCAGCAUUCUGGCAGAGAAGGAGCAAGCGGAGGAGAGGAUUCUGUGCCAUCUGGAGGCAGUUCAGAAGGCCAACGCGAAGCUCCACCAGGCGACUGUGUUUGACUACCGCGCCGCCAUGCUGCCCAUCGUCAAGACGUUCCUGCAGAAUCGCUUGGAGCAAGCAGCAGAGCAGGACGCGCAGAAACGCUCCGACGCUGCCCAAGAGGCGUUCCUUGCUGAGCUGGACAAGCAGGGGCAGGUGGAAAAAAACCGAGAGAAAAAGAAGGGCAAGGAGCGGGCCAAGAGUGGGAAGGGUGGUGGUGGGGGAGGAGGCGCAGGGGGAGGAGUAACAGGAGGAGGAGGAGGGGAGAGUACUGGUAGGGUGGCAGGAGCGGAGGGAGGAGGGGAGGGCGAAGGAAGAGAGAUAGGGAGCAGUAGUCAGCUAAGGGACAGUGACAUGGAAGGAGGGAAUGAGGGCGAGGAGGAAGGGGAGGGGGGAAGAGAAGGAAAAACGGAGAAGCAUUUGAGGCAGGCAGGGGGAGAGAGAGACGGAGAAAGAGGGGAGAGAGAGAAAAGAGAGAAGAGGGAGAGGGAGAGGGUGAGGGUGCCACAGAGUGCGGCAGAGAGGGAGGAGGAGGCUCAGAGGCGGAGGGAGCAGCAGGAGAUUCUGCGGCAGCAACAGGAGAUGGAGGACGAGGAGAGGAAACUGGAGUGGGCUCUGUCUCUCCAGAGGCAAGCAGAGGAGGCGGCGAAACGGCAGAGAAUGGCUGAAUUGGAGCGGCUCAGGCUGAUGGGUGGUGGUGGGGAGGCUAAGUCGAGGGGGGUUGGGAGAGAUGGGAGUGGUGGGGUGCAAGAGGUGAGGGUACGGAUGGGGGAGGUGGAAGGGGGGAUGGUGAGAGGGAGGCAAGGGGAUUGGGAGGACGGGAGUUGUGAGGGGUCGAGCUGGGAGAGGGCUAAUGGAGGUUCUGGGUUCGGGGUUUUGCAAGAGACGGCGGUGAUGCAGGGGCCGGAAGGGUUUGCUGCAGGUGCCGGUGCUCCGACCCAAUGGCCACAGCAGACCCAGCAGUUACAGCAGGAAGCGGCUCGAGUUGGCGGUUCUUUAGCUGACUCUUCUUCUUCUGCAGGAGUGGGUUUGGCUGGUAGCAGUGGUACGAGGCUAAGAGAUUCUGAUGGAAGGGAUGAAGAAGGGUGGGGCGCGGUGGGUGUGGGUCAGACAGGAGGGCGGGGUAAGGGGCUGGGUGGGGGGCGGGGCGGGAGGGAGGUGGCAGGGGGUGUGAGUAUGGGGAAUGGGAGUGUGGAGAGUGGUGGGUGGCAGAAGGAAGAGGGUGGUUCGAGGGUAGGAGGAGACUCAGGUGGCAUAGUGCGGACUAUAGCGAGUUCGAGCCAACGUUUGGGGCACAAGGGCCGUGGGAGAGACGUUGCUGUGCCUCCAUCCCUGCAGCAGCAGAAAGUGCCGAAUCAGCAAGGCGAGUCGCAGAGGUUCAGGGCAGGGCAGAGUCAAAUUCAGGGUGCUGCUGCCACCCCGCCUGCGAAUGCUGGGCUGCUGGGAACGCCUCUCGCGCAGAGAGCUGCUUCAGGUGAAAAUCCAGGUGCUGCUGCGGGCAGUGGCGGUGCUGUGUCUGAUGGAGGGAGUGCUACUGGGUCUGGCGAAGGAGGGGGGUUAGGCGGAGGCAAGAACAGGUCGAGGCGGAAGAGGGGCGGCAAGGGCAAGGCAGGCGGAAUGGGAGGGCAGCUGGAGGGGGGAUUGCAGGGGGGAGGUGGUUUGCAGGCGGGAGGGGGUUCACAGGUAGGCGCACGUUUUCAAGCAGGAGAGGGUUCAGAAGGAAGCACAGGGGCAGCUGAAGCUGGAGAUGCGCGUGGUCCUGCUGCUGCACUGGGUACGGGCACGAGCUCAGGGUUUAGUGGGUGGGGCGGGAAGGGGUAUGCCGGGGGGUGGGGUGAUGGGUCACAGGGGGAGGAGAGACAGGGUCGGGCUGGGGCUUGGCCGGGGCAGAUGGGUGGAGGUAUGGGGCCAGCUGGCACUGCCGCUGCUGCAGCCGCUGCCACUGCUGCUGCAGCUCCCAGUGCCGCUGCAGCUGGCACCACUGGUAAGCCGCAGCACGGACCAGCAGCACCACAGGCGGGUCUCAGCGGUGCUGCACCGGACAUGGGCAAAACAAGCGGUGUGGGUGGGGGGAGUGCGGGAACUGGUGCUGCCGUUGCUGCUGGUGGGAUUGGUGGGGGAGCAGGGGAUGGGUAUGGGUCACUCAUGCCCCUACAAACGGUCCCUCUGGUACCAGUGCCUAUGGCAUACCCCAUGCCCGUCCCUCUCCCCAUGCCCAUGCACAUGGGCGCACACAUGGGUACGGCUCCCAUGGGUGCCCCUAUGGGUGCUGCCCCGUUUCCGCCCGCCCCCAUGCCUCCUCUUGCUGCUCCAGGAGGUCCAGGCUCGGCAGGAGGUUCGGGCGCCGGGCCUGCUGGUUUGGCGAGCCUGGUUUCAGGGCCGGUGGGGUAUAUGGGGGCGCAGGGAGGGUCUGGCGUGGGUCCUCUUGCGGGUGCUCCUGGUGCUGGCGGUGCUGCUGCUGCUGGUGCUGCUGGUGGCGACGUCUCAGGAGCGGUGGCACAGACAGCAGGUGCAGCAGCAGGGCAGUCGGAACGUGCAGCAGCAGCAGCAGCAGCGGCGGCGGCGGCGGCGGCAGGGGCGGCUGGGGCAGCGGGGGUAGGGGGGGAUCCGGCAGUGCUUAUGGCGUAUCCUGCUGGGACUGCUCCUGCUGGUGGUUUGGGUGUAGCAGUGGGGGGACGAGGAGGGCAAGGAGGGGAAAGAGGGCAAGGAGGGGUGGGAGGGACAGGCACAGCACAGCAGCAGCAGCAGCAGCAGCAGGUGGGGCAGUCGGGAGCGUUUGCAUCGCCGAGUAAGCUGUCUUCUCACGCUGCUCCCUUUGUUCCCGGGGGGCUGGCUGUGGGGUAUCACACUCAGCAGCAGCAGCAGCAGCAGCAGCAGCAGCAGCAGCAGCUGGGUUUGCAGCCUCAGGCUCAUGCGAUGCACUCCCAAAUGGCACAGCCUCAUGGGAUGGGAGAGACUCAACAGACGGGAGGCCCUGUGAUGGGGAUGGAUGCACGUGGAAUGGUGGAGGUGGGAGUUAGGGAAGCAGGGGAAAGAGGAGGGGCAGGAGUGGCGGCAGGAGUAGGGGCGGUAGCAGGGAGGGGAGCAGCAGGAGGGGCAGUGGGUUAUUAUGAGAAUUCUCAGGAUGCCCAUGCAGGUGUGUCAGCAGGGGAUGCGGGAGGAAGGGAAGCAGCGGUGGUGGAUGUGCGAAGAACAGGAGGUGGGGAGAUGGUGUGGGAAGGAGGGCGGGGAGAGAGUGAGGGGGCUGUGGAGAUGGGGGGAAGGAAGGAGUGGAAUGAGGGAGUGAUGGAGCAGGUAGGGGGUAGUGAAGGGCUGAUGGGGGAAGGAAUGGAGGGUGGAAGAGAGGGAGGAGAGGAAGGACGAGUGGUGGGAGGAGAGGAGGGAGGGGAGGAAGGAGGAAAGGGGGGAGUAAUGGCGGGAGUGGUGGGAAUGGAGGGAACGGAGGUUGAAGGUAGGAGUGCUGCUGUGGAUCACGAGGAGGAGGAUGAGCAGUUUCAAGCAGACCUUCAACGAGCCAUGCAGCAGAGCAUAGGUGAGUGGGUAAUGGUGGGAAUGGAGGGAAUGGAGGGAACGGAGGUUGAAGGGAGGAGUGCCACAGUGGAGCACGAGGAGGAGGAUGAGCAGUUUCAAGCAGACCUUCAACGAGCCAUGCAGCAGAGCAUAGGUGAGUGGGUAAUGGUGGGAAUGGAGGGAAUGGAGGGAACGGAGGUUGAAGGGAGGAGUGCCACAGUGGAUCACGAGGAGGAGGAUGAGCAGUUUCAAGCAGACCUGCAACGAGCCAUGCAGCAGAGUAUAGAGGAUCUGGAGCGUUCAUCUCAAUCCCACUACUACCACUCUGCCGCCCGGCAACCCCCCAAGCACCAAUCAGAAGCAGCCCUAAACCCCGCCAGCUCAGAAAGAAUCUCCGACAGCCUGGCAGCAGCGCCUGCCACGUCAGCAGACUGGGAUGCCAGCGUGGCGCUGACGCUACGAGAGGAGAGUGGGGAGUCGAGAGAGGGAGGGGGAGUGGAGGGGGGCAUGGAGGUGGAUGUGAGGGGGGGUGGAGGGGGAGGAGGGGUGGUGGAGAUGGUGUGGAGUGGAGCGGGAGGGGAGGAGGGGUUGGUGGGGCUUCGGAACGAGAUCGGGGAGUAUAACUGCUUCCUCAAUGUCAUUAUUCAGGUUCAGGGAAAGGCUGCUGCACCCAUCAUGCCAGCAGCACAGCCGUCAUGCCAGCAGCACAGCCGUCAUGCCAGCAGUACAGCCAUCAGAGAGCACUGCCAAUCCCUGUGGCACUUGCGAAGGUUCCGGGAGAGGUUGCUGCACCCGUCAUGUCAGCAGCACACCCACCAGGGCGAUCCCUGCGUGUCUCAGAUGAAUGAUGCCUCAGAGUCUCAGAUGAAUGAUGCCUCAGAGGUUCUCCCAGUCAUCUUCGACUGUCUCCACCGAGCCUUCACCGAACCUGCCUCCGAACCUGCAGGCAGGGCAGCUGGUUCGGCAUCAGAAGGAGCUUCCAGUGUCAAAGCCACAGCUGUCAACUUCUCGACAGAUCAUUCUUUUAUUGACCCGGGCAGCAGUGCAGCCAAUCAGAAGCAGGCAGGAAGCUGGGACUGCCCGGCCUCAACAGCAGCUUGGGACCGAGCCUACCUUGCAGCUUCGGCAGACAGCUCAACCCUGAAUGUUGCGUCUGUGCCGAACCAGACUGCAGCUCCAGGGCAGAGACACGAUGUAGGCCCGGCAGCAGGCUCGGGGACAGCCUCGGGGAGUGGGGCUGCUGCUGUGUCUGCUUCUCCCCUCUCCUAUGGUGCAGUUGUUGCCAGAGGGAAGGGCGGAGCCAACACUGCUGCAGCUUCUGCCGCUGCUGCGGCCGGGAAUGCUAGGAAAUCUGGUGGGGGGUUAGGAUCAGGAAGUAGAAUAGGGGACAGUGUAGCAACAGGAGUAGGAACAGGAGGAGCAGGAGGGGAAGCAGGUGCAGGAGCAGCUGCAGCAGCAGAGGUGGCAGGGGAGGCGGCAGCAGCGGCGUGCAUAGCGCACGGGUUGUUUGGGCUGGAUGUGACUGAAAUGAUGCGCUGCUCUCGCUGCGGGCUGCAGUCGCGUCAGAUGCGCUACUCCUCCUUCUUCCACCACGCCAACGCCACUGCUCUCAGGCUCUCCAAGCUGGGCAACCCCACGUGCCGCAUGGACGAGCUAUUGGCGGGCAUGGAGCAGCAUCACCUGCUGCCAUGCAAUGUGGAGGUGGGGGGGUGUGGGCAUCCCAACGCCAUUCAGCAUGUUCUGCGCCACGCCCCACCCAUCUUCACCACUGUUCUGGGGUGGCAGAGCGACAGGGAGGAAGCAGAGGACAUAGGGCUAACGUUGGGGGCUCUAGACGUGCAGAUGGAUGUGGGAGUGGUGUAUCGGGGGCUGCCGGGUCCACAGAGGGUGCGGGUGGUGUGUGUGGUGUGCUACUACGGGCGGCACUACCACUGCUUCUCCUUCCAUGCGGACCUGGGCAAGUGGGUCAUGUUCGACGACACCACCGUCAAGCUGAGGUGCUUGCGUGCGCUGGGGCCUGCCGGGUCCACAGAGGGUGCGCGUGGUGUGUGUGGUGUGCUACUAUGGGCGGCACUACCACUGCUUCUCCUUCCAUGCGGACCUGGGCAAGUGGGUCAUGUUCGACGAUACCACCGUCAAGAUGUUUCGGUUGAGCUGAGGUGCUUGCGUGCGCUGGGGCCUGCCGGGUCCACAGAGGGUGCGCGUGGUGUGUGUGGUGUGCUACUAUGGGCGGCACUACCACUGCUUCUCCUUCCAUGCGGACCUGGGCAAGUGGGUCAUGUUCGACGAUACCACCGUCAAGGUGGUUGGGGGCUGGGCGGAUGUGGUGAGCUAAUGCACCAGGGGCUGCCUACAGCCGCAAGGGCUGCCUACAGCCGCAAGUGCAUCAAUCAUGCUGGAUUCUCCUUCCCUCUCUCUCGUAUGAUCCCUGCAGGUGGUUGGGGGCUGGGCGGAUGUGGGGCUGCCUACAGCCGCAAGUGCAUCAAUCAUGCUGGAUUCUCCUUCCCUCUCUCUCGUAUGAUCCCUGCAGGUGGUUGGGGGCUGGGCGGAUGUGGUGAGCUAAUGCACCAGGGGCUGCCUACAGCCGCAAGUGCAUCAAUCAUGCUGGAUUCUCCUUCCCUCUCUCUCGUAUGA
Messenger RNA from Closterium sp. Naga37s-1, 12711 nucleotides. The record is from the annotation of a GenBank genome assembly. Lineage: Eukaryota; Viridiplantae; Streptophyta; Zygnematophyceae; Desmidiales; Closteriaceae.